GGGUCAAACAGUGUUGCGCAUGCUCAGAUGCCCUUUUAACGUUAGCGACUGAAAUCUGUCAGAUCAGCGGAGCGUACAUUUCACCUACCUUCAAAUAUCUCACAGUAUUUUCUUCCCCUAGUCAGCGCUAGAUACUUUAAUCUAACUCGAGCUGUCAACAGAUUUGGAUUUUUACUUUUUCGACGUCUGUAGCAGAAAGAAACAGCAAAGAAUGACGAGCAGUUCAAAGCGGAAAGAAGAAAGUCAUCUGCUGAAUGGGGGUGUAAAACAAUCCACAUGGAGCAAAGCGUUCAACAGUAAUGCUGUUUGGGAGGAGAAGGACGAGUUCUUAGAUGUGAUUUACUGGCUCCGGCAAAUUAUUGCAGUAAUCCUCGGUGUGAUAUGGGGUGUUGCACCGUUGAAAGGAUUUCUGGGAAUAGCCAUAUUCUGCAUCAUCAACGCUGGCGUCCUGUAUGUAUACUUCAGCAGCUUUCAGCAGAUCGAUGAGGAAGAGUAUGGUGGCACGUGGGAACUCACCAAAGAAGGCUUCAUGACAUCUUUUGCUCUGUUUCUGGUGGUGUGGAUAAUCUUUUACACAGCUCUACAUUUUGACUGAGAGGAAUCCGUAGGACAGUAAAUACGAACAUUUCUGUUUGAAGUAAAUUGUCAAGACACAGGAACUCCACGGCUCGAGGGAGUGUUGAUGCUCCUACAUACAGUAUGACUCUUCAGUGUGCAGUGCGUCAUGGAAAUCCUAGAUCGAAUAACAAGUUCCUGCAAGACCACCGUGAUGAACAUGUUCAAAUACAUCCCCCUUAUGUCAGGGUUCCUUUUUUAGGUGCCCUCCAUUACAUUUCCCAUAUGUUAUAUUUCCUUCCUUAUGUCAUUUAUCAUCAUCGCUGACAAAACACUAAAGAAUACAGAGAGCAAACAGUUUAGAUGAGAUCGGUUGAAGUUCUAUAAAUGCUGGAACAGUCCCUUGAUAUAAAACAGAAUAAGGAUGAUUUCUAUUGGUCGGCUUACUACAAGGCCUUUCUUCUGUUUUAGAAGAGUGACAUGAACACAGAUUUUAGACUAAAAAGAUUAACAACCUGUGUGUGUAUUCACUGCUCAUGAGCUGGUCACUUCAGUUACAGGAACUGGGCAAUAAAAACAACAUCUUGUCAUAUAGUCAUUAGAGUUCAGUCCAUGAGUGUGAUGUGUUAGCUUUAAUUUCAGGACAAAACACUCCAAUCAGAUGCAUAAAACUUUAAUAUAAUUGUGUGGCUUCACUGUUAAAUCUGCAGUUUCACUCCAAAAUGUAUAUUUUUUCCAUAAAAAAAAGUUUAAUCUGAGCCUGACAAAAUAAUUGGUUAAAAAAAUGACAUAGCAGUAAAGCAAGUUAUCAGUUACAGUUAAAUGGUUACACGUUAAAGGUUAGCAGCUACAUUAUGUGUCUUAGCAGUGGAGUCAUCAGGUGCUUUUCUUUUUGCCUACUGGAUAUAAACAGCAUUUUUGAAUUAAAUCUGUCAAUUGUUAUUUCUUUUAAACCCUCCGGUGUUCAACAAAUGUGGAAAACUAACAAACUAACUACGGCUGAAAUCUCACAUCCUGCUAAUUUUAACAUCAAAACAAAUGCUGGUGGUAAGAAACACAUAUCAGCCGAUAUCCAAUCCCAAUGCCAGUAUCUGCCACUAGUAUCGAUGCGCUGUUACUUCAGUCAGGAACUAAAAACCAUCAAAGUUAUCUGUCCAUCCAAAUGAAUUUUCUCAAAAGCAAAGAGCGAGGAAACAUGCAUGCCGUUUUCAGAUGCAAAUGUUCACAGAUUUAAGCUAAACCUGGUCUGUGCACUGCCAUGACUUGCUGUCUGUAUAUCUAGAUGUCAUUUAUGAAUGACAUUAGUUAUUAGUGUAGAAAUAAUUUAAUUUUUUUUCUCACAUGUAGCUUCCAGAUCAAAGUCUUACCUGUUGUUCUGAAAUUAAUUUAAACUUGUCUGUAAAUUCUGUACAAUGUCCCUUUUGUCAAAUCCACCUUGUAUUACACAGAUUUAUUUGUACUUAUGUUAUAUCUUGUUUGAUGUAACAUAUUUCUCAGUAUUUUAUAGUGAAGAACUUUUAAAAACAGUUCUUGCAAAGUUAUUGUAAUGAUACUGUUAUAUUAGAUACGCAGCUGGUGUUUGAAAGGAUUGUAUUUUCUGAUCAAAUCUUUUAGGAAUCAUUAAACAUGGGCUUUAUUUGGCCUCCAUUUUCAAAGA
Thunnus maccoyii (southern bluefin tuna) is the source of this 2212-nucleotide messenger RNA. RefSeq names its product RAB5 interacting factor (gene rab5if). The transcript is spliced from 4 exons. Lineage: Eukaryota; Metazoa; Chordata; Actinopteri; Scombriformes; Scombridae. Gene Ontology annotation, biological process: mitochondrial respirasome assembly. The record is from RefSeq and is a predicted model, not a curated record. Bases 212 to 595 code for a protein of 127 amino acids.